AGGUCACCCUGGGCAUCCGCGCGCUGCAGAGCAUGAAGCAGCCGACACUGCGGGAGCACGGGUCCACCGCCAGGAUCUCCCACCAGAGCAGCUCCCACCUCGUCUCAGGCCCCAAGGUUGCCGCAGAGCCUGGGCCGUGGCGAACUCCAGGGCACCUUUUCUGUCCAGGACAGUUCUUCGGCUCGGAGGAGGGCGGCGACGUGCUGCGCAUGCUGGAGGACUGCGUCCUGAUGUUUGUGCCGCGGCACCGCCUGCGGGAGGCGCUCCGGGAGGGGCGGCACGAGGUCGCCCGCGAGCUGGAGGCGUUCUUGCGGCGCAGCCUGCCCGGCGGGGCAGGCUUGGAGAGGCGCGUCUUGGACACCUUCGCGGCCGCCUGCCAGGAGGAGAAGUUUUCCCGGGGGCGCGUCCUCUGCGCGGCCGGCGUGCAGGCCACCCCCGAGGACCACCACAAGGUCUACAUCAUCCGCAGCGGCUCCUGCCGGUUGCUGCUGCCCGGGUUCGGCCACACGACGGCCUCGCCGAGGCGCCGAGCGCUUCCGAGAGGGGUGGUGUCAACGAGAUCGCUGGCGGACACCACGUCGCCGACGGCCGCGACGUCGCCCACGCCUUCGGCGUUGCCGUCGCCCACGAAGACUUCGACAUCGCCAUCGCCCGCGAAGGGCGUGGACAAGAGCCCGAGGCCUGGCAGCCAGAGGCCGCUUGUGGCAGCCAGCAAGAGCACCCCGACCUUGAACUCUGAGAAGAAGCCGGCCGCGCUCCAGAAGCCGCCCGCGCGCGCCACGCCCGUCGGCCUCCUCGGGGAGGGCGCCGUCGUGGGCUUCGCCUCGGCCCUCUUUGGAGUGCCGGAGCCGUUCACGGUGGUUCCAGACGAGCCCGUCGAGGUGAUGUCCGUGAGCUUGGCCGACAGGCCCGUGGCCCUUUGGCCCCGGGAGGUGAUCAAGGCGCUCCACGAGCAGAUGAAGGCCCAGGCCGACUGGCACCGCCAGAGGACGCAGAGCAUUGCCUCCGCUACCGCCGCCUCCCUGGAGAAGUUUGCGGAGACCGGCGAGGGGCCCCCAGCGUGGUCGGUGUGCGACUCGCCCUUCCUGCGGCACAAGGAGCUGUCCUCCUGGCAGGCGGGCACAAUGAAAGACCGCUUCGAAGCGGAGGGCUGGCAGUGGAAGCUUCCCGCCACCAGCAGCCCCACAGUCGCAGGUGGCAGCGCUGCCGUGCUGCAGGGGGACAGUCGGAGCAGCUCCUGCCCUGUUCUGCCGGCCCUGGCGGGCCCGAAAUCGCCCCAGGCGGAGGGCGGCAGGAAGGCUGGCCUGGCCACGCCGUGGGGCGAGUGGAGCCCCUCGGGCCAGCUGCCGCCGCCCCGGCCGAAGG
Molecule: messenger RNA, 1365 nt
Organism: Prorocentrum cordatum
Lineage: Eukaryota; Dinophyceae; Prorocentrales; Prorocentraceae
Source: the annotation of a GenBank genome assembly